Molecule: messenger RNA, 2866 nt
Organism: Cyprinodon tularosa
Lineage: Eukaryota; Metazoa; Chordata; Actinopteri; Cyprinodontiformes; Cyprinodontidae
Product: neurofilament heavy polypeptide-like
Exons: 25
Coding region: 90-2402 (770 amino acids)
Source: RefSeq, a predicted model, not a curated record
UGAAAGCACCACAGCAUCACGCUGCGCUGACAGUUGGUCUGUUAGCUCUAAAACGGUUCAGGAGGAAGUCUGUGAGACCGAUUGCAGAAAUGAGCCUUCAGGUCUGCAACUGUUGUGGUUGGUCCAAAGUGACGACCUAUCAGGGCUUGAGGAUCCACCAAGGCAGAAUGGGAUGCACGCCGCAGGGUGUGAGGAUCACACAGCCUCAGCAGCAGUACAUCAGCGCUUUUGCAGGACAGGAAAAGGUUGAUCUGAGCUACAAGCUUGACCAGAGCAUGUUCAAAACAGAAAGUACAAAUUACUAUUCAGACAUGAGCCUCCAGAUCUGUCACUGUGGCUGGAAUAAAAUGACGAGUUAUCGUGGGCUGAGAAUCCACCAGGGGAGGAUGGGCUGCACACCGAAGGGGGCGGCGAUUCCAAAGGAAGAGCAGAAAUUCUGGAAAGAUUGCUGGAACCCACAAGUGGGUCACAAAAAUUACCCUCCAUCAAAUAUAGUGAAAAUAAAAAAGGAGAAUUCCCCUCCAACACCAAGGAUAAAAAACUUCAACAACUCUUCAGCAGCAGUCAGGGUCAAAAAGCAACGGAACCCAACCUCUGAAAAUGCAACAAGAUCAAAGUCGCGCCGUUAUGUGGAGGAGCAUGCCAUGUUUUCAAAGAGACCAGAGGUCUGCUGGAGCUCUGUGAGCUGUUAUAAUGACACAACAGCAGCCUCUGGAAUCAAGGAGGAGCCUGUUUCAUCUCCAGACGUGUCUCCUCAAAUAUCCCCAGAUCUUCACAAUGUAUCAUGGGGCAAGUUUGACAUCUCCUCACAUCACCUUCAGAUGAAACGUUUACCCAACAAGCUUCCAGCUGUUGUAUUUAUGGAAGCAGUCAUCCAUUCAGAGGAAGACUAUAGAUCUGUCAUCAGACUUCCAGCGACUCUGCCUGUAGUCCUGAACGACGAGAAAGAUUCACCAUUACCAGCAUCAGGGCAGGAGGCACCGAGAUCUCAGCUUCUGAAAGAAAUUCAGGAUUGUUUAGAAAAAUUAAGAAAGAAGAGAGAUGAGAUGAAGAGAAACGACAGCCUAUCAAACUCAGGUCAUGAGAAUGGGGCCAAGUCAUUAUGGAUCCAGACCUACUCAGAGUCUAAGGAGGAGAAAAAUACCUCUCCUUCGGCCAGACAGUCCUUGCUCAAGCAUUCCGAUGAAUCAAGAGCAGCAGCUGCUGAGCAGAUAAACCAUAUCGUCAGAAAACAUCCAAAAGCUCGACCUCCUGUUCUGCCUAAGAAAAAGAACCUACAUUCUUUCGCUGGAAAGCCAGAGAAAAAUACAAGAUCUUCAGUCAUCAUCAAUGGGGAAAUGGUUCAGUCAAAAAAGGACAGCAAGGAAGAUGAACAGAAUGUGACGCCUUCAUCAAAAUUCAGUUCCCCGGUGAAGAAAGACAAGUCAUGUUUCACAGCGCCUCCCAUCUCCACAAAAGAAACCUCAAACAGAAAAACAGCAGCUGCUGAGCAGGUGAGCAGCGAAGUUCCCCCUGUUGUGCCGCCGAAGAGGAACAUACGUUCAUUCAGAGUGAAGCAACUGCAACAGCGAGAUGACCCGAAUGACCUGCAAAAGUCAAAUACAAUGAGUGGGGAAAUGAAGAAUGUGACGCCUUCAUCAAAAUUCAGUUCCCCGGUGAAGAAAGACAAGUCAUGUUUCACAGCGCCUCCCAUCUCCACAAAAGAAACCUCAAACAGAGAAACAGCAGCUGCUGAGCAGGUGAGCAGCGAAGUUCCCCCUGUGGUGCCGCCGAAGAGGAACAUACGUUCAUUCAGAGUGAAGCAACUGCAACAGCGAGAUGACCCGAAUGACCUGCAAAAGUCAAAUACAAUGAGUGGGGAAAUGAAGGUGAAAGAACUGGUGCAGAGGUUUUCUGCCUUUGCGCCCCAAGAGAAAACAGCUGGAGCCAAGGAGAAACUUGGAUCAAAACAGAGAGUGCAGCUUCGGGCUCAAAGACCUUCUAUCGUCCCAACCCAGGAAACAAGAGUUCAACUGAAGGUUGAAGACAGGAAGGAGGAGAGUGCUACAGAAAUUACUUCUGACAUAACAGCAUCAAAGGAUUCACAGAAAAAGGAUGCACCUCCAUCAUCUGAAACAGCCAAGCAUGUCGUUUCCACCGGGAAUAAGGUGAAGGAGCUAGCUCAGAUGUUUUUGGGGAAGCAAACAGCAGUCGGGCCAAAGAUUAAACUCGGACAAGAGUGCAGACCGAAACAGACAUUACUGCACUCAAAAAGUUGUCUAACAGGAAAACAAACGGCAAAGGCAACCACAAUUUAUCAGGAACACAAAUCCUCAGCAGAUGAAGCCUCUCAGGACUCUGUUAUCGCUUCUGGUCCAAAGGUAAAGGAUCUGGCUCGGAUGUUUUCAACUAAGACCAUAUAGGCAUUGGUUUUCCAACUGAAGAUGAGAAAAGAAAAAGACUUAAGACAUUGGCUUAAUCGUCUGUUUCUCAAGAAAUAUCUGACAGUACUCAUAUUGUGGCUCUCUGUAAGACAGUUGUACACUGUUUCUGCUAAUAGUUUUCUAAUGUUCAAGUGUUUGCUGAAGCUCUCUUUAAAUAUCAGCCUGUUAGCUCUGUUUUGAUAGGCCUUGUUGUAUUAAGGGCAGUGGUUGGCUUCAGCUGCCUUGGUCCUUAUCCCUGCGCCCUGGGUGAGGUGGAAGUCUCAGCCUUUUUUCUAGCUUAACACCCUUGCUGUUUAUGUGUGUGGGUGUGUUUGUGAUGGGCUGGGGGUGAGUAUGAGUGUAGUUAUGUAUAGGUUGGAUUUUAUAUGUGAGAGGUAAUUUGAAUGACAUUUAUUGUAUGAAAAUUGAUUUAUGAAUAAAGUAUAAUAUGAUUUGUUUUUGAA